Varanus komodoensis (Komodo dragon) is the source of this 6081-nucleotide messenger RNA. RefSeq names its product RasGEF domain family member 1B (gene RASGEF1B). The record is from RefSeq and is a predicted model, not a curated record. Bases 2901 to 4508 code for a protein of 535 amino acids. Gene Ontology annotation, cellular component: plasma membrane. Gene Ontology annotation, molecular function: guanyl-nucleotide exchange factor activity. The transcript is spliced from 12 exons. Gene Ontology annotation, biological process: positive regulation of GTPase activity; Ras protein signal transduction. NCBI's taxonomy places the organism in Eukaryota, Metazoa, Chordata, Lepidosauria, Squamata, Varanidae.
CCGGAUGUCCAGCAUGUGAUCCAGCAUUGCGUGACGAUUCCACCAUCAGUCAGCCAGGUUUGCUUCCUAAAGCUUCAGCCCUGUGUCCAUUGACGUGGGAGGAAGUUCCUCUGAACUUGUAUAGGGUUGUGCUGUUAGGCACAGUCAUCGCUUGGAUUUGAAACAACUAGGAAAGGGGAAGCCUCAGCACAUGAAUCCCCUUGACUUGUAAGAGGUCUGAGUAGAAGGACGAGGCAGCAGAUCCAGAUGUGAAGCCCGCUUUGUGUGUUGGCCACAAGCAGCCUCUCUGUGCCCCUAUUCAACAUGGACUAUUGUCUCAAAGUGCUUCCUUGCCGUCUUCCAGCUGCCUGCUCGUAAAUAAUGCUGCAAAGACUGCCUGCCGCAUGAAGAAAGGGCUGUGUUUUACUGCAGGCUUUGGCUAGCCCAAGUCGGCUGUGCGUGCCUUUCAGAUUAAUUCAUGCCAUAAAUCAGCGGAGCUUCUGCCACAGAAUGGGCAGCAGGCGCAGCUUUUCUAGGGUCUUUGGUGGCUCGUAACAUGUUGGCACUUCUAUAAUUACUGGUUUGCUAAUCUACGCUACACAGACUGGCCAGAUUGCAGGGUUUUGCCACACUUUCAAAUGGGAGGUGCAUUUUAAGAAACUUGUUUUAUGUGUAGAAGGCCUCUAUGAAGAAAGCAUGCAGAAAGCGCUAACACCUUUCAAGUUAGUGAAAUUAAAGGGAUGCUUUAAAAAAUGAUAUUGAGGGUUGGAUCCAGGCAUAUUAGAAACAUGGAAACAUGGAAGCAGAGUGAGUCAGAAGGGGGCUCCUGGGCCAUCUAGUCUGACCCCUGGCUCCACUCAUGACAUGCCUACCGUGUGCAUAUUCAAUUGGAGUAGACCAGGGCUGGUGUUCAAAUGAGCUUGAGGCUGCCAUACUUUGGAAAAUGGAAGUCUUCCUGGAGAAGACCAUCAUGCUAGGGAAAGUCGAAGGCAGAAGAAGGAAAGGAAGACCAAACAGGAGAUGGGCGGACUGCAUGAAGGAGGCCACUGCCUUGACCUUAGAAGAGCUGAGCAGGCCUGUCAUGGAUAGUCAUCUUGGAGGACUUUCAUUCACGGGGUCUCCAUAAGUCAAAGACGACUUGAUGGCCCACAGCAACAAGAAGGGUUCUCUAGCCAGCCCCGCCCACUUUCAUUGUGUACAGGCAUUUUUUCCUGAUUCUAGAUGGUUAAACUGCUUUCCUCAGCCUUAGUUAAUGGCAAUAGGAGUUUUAAGCUGAAAUAUGUUGGCAGUUUUGGACUCUCCCCUUUGCCUUUGGUCCCAGCCACAAGUCCUGGGUGUGCAGCCCUGGAGAUCUGUAAAAUGGAAUCCAGGUCUUGGAAUGAAGGGGGUUCUAGAUUCUUGGAUAGACAUCUCUCCAAGCCAGUGUAUUAUAUUCUGGAUUUGUUUUAUAAAUUCACUUAUUUCAUUUGUUUAUAAAUGGAAAGAUUCAUUCAUGCUCUGAUGGGCAUUUUCUCAUUACCAUUACCAAGCAUUUAUAUCCCACUUCAUUGUCUCAAAGCCAUUUUUAGCAACGCUCUUGAACAAUGGCCUUGUGCAAUUGUGUGUGCGUGUCCCUGCGGGGGUGGUAGCUAAGAAAAGUUGUGUCAUAAACACUGAACAUUAACUAAAUCCAUGUAUUUGCUUAUUAUAUCACAAUGUAUUCUGGAUUUGGUAGCUAUGGAGACAGGUGGAGCAAAGAACUAUGAACGAGUGUGGUGUACCAGCCCCUAGCCAAAUUAAAACCUGCUUGGUCUUCAGGGCGAUCCAUGGCUGCUAGUCCUGAUGGUUUUAUGCUGCCUGUAGUAUCAGAGACCAUAUGCCUAUGCACUCUUUUGCUAGGGAGCAUGGGUGCUGUUGUGCUCACAUCCCACUCAGGAGUUUCCCACAAGUCUCCAGUUCACAGAAUCAAACCCUCUGCUCAGUGCAGGACUCUCAGUUAAAGCAUUCUGACAGAUGGCUGUCCAGCUGCCUCUUGAAUGCCUCCAGUGUAGGAGAGCCCACAACCUGCCCAGGCUGUCGAUUCCCUUGCCAUACCGUUCUGACAGUCAGGAAGUUUUUCCUGAUGCCUAGCUGGAAUCUCUCUUCCUGGAACUCGAACCUGUUAUUUCUGUCCUGAACUCUGGCCAUGGUGUGGCUGAAGUGUAGACUACCUGGACUUUGGCCUGAUCCAGCAGGGUUCUUCAGAAUGGUGGUGCCCUGUGACUUGGCACCUUUUCAAUUUCACCUGUAGUGCACUCACUUUCUGAUCUUCAGCACCCGGAAAAGCAGCCAGCAAGGUGCUUUUCAGCUGAAAGCAGGGUUUCUGGCUGUUUGCCUUCAGAGUCAAGAAAGCCAGCCCUUGCCUUGUAUUUGGUGGCCACUUAGCAGCUAUGAAGGCAGGACUGGAGCUGUCUUGAUGGCUCUCUAACAGGCUGCAUGCAUUGAAUAUUCUGCACUUUCUUCCUCUGCACCCCACCCCAAGCUGUUAGAUGAAGCCAUGGGAGGGGGACUACGUACUCGCUUCACUCUUCCAUUCCAACUCUGUCCUUUGGAUGAUGCGUUUUGUGUCUGUUUCAGCGAGUGGACUGAGUGUCUGGCGUGUUCCAAGCGAAUGACAUCACGCCGUCACCUCCCACCUUCCACUCCAAUGCACCUGCAGGCCCAGAAGCUGUGCAUGGUGGAGUUAAACCAAGGGCAGGCCAAGCCAUGUCAACAGCGCUGCAGUGACACCUCCACCGCCUGCAGAAAGCAAAUGUGACACACCACUGGCAGCUGGCUUCUUCCGAAAAACGCCUCCUGCUUUCUGCUCACAUGCAGAGGGUGGGAGAGUGAGGCUGCGCUGACUAACCCCUCCUCUGCCAGAGCAUGGGCUGACUAGCUAACCCACCCUGGUGUAUCCAUGAAUGUCUGUGGCGGGGGAGUUUUCAUGCAUACGGCUGCAUGGUUCAUGGGGUGCACAUGGUCUGGAAUCGAGCAUGGGUGAACAUAUGCAGGAGAACAUGCCGCAGACUCCUCCCUUUGCAGCGAUGUUUGACAGCAGUGGUUACAACCGGAACUUGUACCAGGCGAAAGAGGACAGCUGCGGAGAACUGUACUACCACGACAACAACCUGCUGUCAGGAUCCUUGGAAGCCCUCAUCCAGCACCUAGUGCCCACAGUGGAUUACUACCCCGAUAGAACAUACAUAUUUACUUUCCUGCUCAGCUCUCGGCUCUUUGUGCACCCCUACGAGCUCAUGGCCAAGGUUUGCCACCUGUGCACUGAGAAGCAACGACUGGAUGAGCCUGCGGCUGAUAAAAGCCGGUUACGGAAAAUUGCCCCCAAAAUUCUGCAGCUGCUAACAGAGUGGACAGAGACGUUUCCGUAUGAUUUUCGAGACGAGCGCAUGAUGAGGAAUUUAAAGGAACUGGCCCAUCGAAUAGCCAGUGGGGAUGAGAUGUACCGGAAAAAUGUGCAGCAGAUCACCCAGGGUCUGAUUCGUAAGCUGGCCUCCCUCAGCCAGUACGAGGAGGUGCUUGCGAAGAUCAACGCAACCUCGACAGACAGACUGACCGUCCUGAAGGCCAAACCGCAGGCCAUCCAGCGUGAUAUCUUCUCUGUCUGCGCUGACCCCUAUGUGUUAGCCCAGCAGCUGACGCACAUCGAGCUCGAGAGACUCAGUUACAUUGGAGCACAAGAAUUCGUCCAAGCAUUUGUACAAAAGGAUCCCCUGGAUAAUGACAAGAGCUGCUAUGGUGAUCGGAAGAAAACCCGGAACCUGCAAGCAUAUGUGGAAUGGUUUAACAGGCUCAGUUACCUGGUUGCCACAGAAAUAUGCAUGCCUGUGAAGAAAAAGCACAGAGUGAGGAUGAUAGACUACUUCAUUGACGUGGCCCGGGAGUGUUUUAACAUCGGCAACUUCAACUCCUUAAUGGCUAUCAUUUCUGGAAUGAACAUGAGUCCUGUCUCUAGACUAAAGAAAACAUGGUCCAAAGUCAAGACAGCCAAGUUUGACAUUCUGGAGCAUCAAAUGGACCCUUCCAGCAAUUUCUACAAUUACCGCACAGCCCUGCGUGGAGCCGCGCAACGGUCUCUGACAGCUCACAGCAGCAGGGAGAAGAUCGUGAUCCCUUUCUUCAGCCUGCUCAUCAAGGACAUUUACUUCCUCAACGAGGGCUGUGCCAACCGUCUGCCCAACGGCCACGUCAAUUUUGAAAAAUUUUGGGAACUGGCUAAGCAAGUGAGUGAGUUCAUGACAUGGAAACAAGUGGAAUGUCCUUUUGAGAGGGACCGGAAAAUCCUUCAGUACUUGCUCACAGUCCCCAUCUUCAGUGAGGAUGGUAAGCGAAGGUCACGCUUGGUUCAGUCUGCUGGCCAGGAAGUCUCCUUAAUGCUGUCAAGGAUUUCAUCUUCUGAGCAGCUGCUGGCUGGUUCGGUUUUAGUAAAACUGGAAUGUCUUCUUCACCGACUCUCUUUGGUCUCCAUUGUCAAUUCUUAUUUCAUGGUUUUAUUGCUUUGUAUUGUUCCUUGAUGUGAAGGAACAAUUCCGAGUGUUUCUGGGACAGAAAGCAGAGGAUAUGAAUCAUCUGUUAGAACAAUCCUACAGACCCUGGACAGCAUCUGAGCAGCCACGGGAGUUCAGACUCCCAGAGCCAAGACUGGAAUUAGGAAGAAGUCAUGGUACUGCUCUGCUUCUCCGCCCCUGGCAUCCAGCAGAGCAAGAACUGUGCCACCUACUCCCAGAGGCUGGAAAAGCAACAUUGGAGAGGAGGCAAAGGGACCAUAGAGAAGGAAAUUGACUAGAGAGACCAGGGCAAGAGGUGUCCUGCAACUGCUCCAGCCUCCUUCUCUUCCCCAAAGCUGCUCUAGCUAAUAGAGCCCCCAAAAGCCCAUCUCGUGGAAAGUGCAGGCUGGGAGGGUGGGAGGCCAACACAGCCUCUGCCCCCACUUUGCAGAGAAUACCUACAGACCUCUGAGGUUAGGCUUCUGGGCAUUGCAGGAGGGUCGUGUCCUUAACAAAUGAUGAACACGGUGGCUGUCCCAGCAUGUGACUUGCUGGAACGUACCCAUUAGAGAAGGACUGAGCUCGGCUUUUGCUGCAGCCAUAGAAUCCAACACUUACCCUGUUAUAUUUAUUCCGUUUCUACCCUGCCUUUGCACCAAAAGCAGCACUCAAGGCAGCUAAGCCUAAUAAAUCAAGAGUAAAAUAAACUUAGUUAAAACAACCAUGAAACAAACAAAUUAAGAACAGAAUUUUAAAAACUUAAUGAGAAAAUAAAUAAAAAUAACUAAUAGAACCUGUGUAUUAUUUGAUUCUAAUGGUUACUAAGAGGGUUUAAACUAUGGACAAAUGGAAUCAAUUUACCUUUAAAAGUAAUACAUGUUGUAAAACUGCACAGAGUUUCCCCUCCAAAUGCUGUAAUCUGGUGGUCAUGUUUCAGCAAAGGUGGUUGGCUGGCUGGAGGGUUGGAUUGAGAUGCAAGAGUGGGAUAGAACGUUUGAGAAUGUCCAUCCCUAAUUCACAGGGCAACAUUUCUAACCAAGCAGCUGGAAAAUCAAAACUGAUCAUCCGCAUUAGAGAUGGGCCUUGUUCCUUCGGUUUCUGGAAGGGACUGAGAUGUUCAGUGGCGGCUCCCAGUGGAGGAAGUAGAGAAGCGAUUUCUGCUCAUCCUUCCCCCUUUCCCCAGCAUCAUUUCCCACAAAGGAUGCCACAACCUUCCCAAGUAGCUUUUCAGAGAAAGAGGAAAUCAGCUAAACAGCCUCCCUUCCACCUCACAUCCACUCGCUCGCUCAACACUACCUUUGCACUGGGGAAGAGUGAAAAAAGGUGUCCCGAAUGUUGUGAGCAAAUAUCCAGUUUCUACCAUGGUGCUAGUUGCAUUGCACAACCGUUGCACAACUAGUGUUGGAAUGCCUUUGCAUAGCACCCGUGCGAGGAACCUGUGAGUAGCGUUCCACUCAGGAGAAACCAGGAUCUGACCCAUUGUGUCUCAUCAGUGUCAGCACAUUUUAGCCAUGUAAGAGAUCUCUUCACAAUCGGGACCAGAUUCCUGUACUCUUGGGAAGCGUGGCAGAGACAAAUGCAAUCUCACCAUGGUGACAUU